Molecule: messenger RNA, 855 nt
Organism: Spizellomyces punctatus DAOM BR117
Lineage: Eukaryota; Fungi; Chytridiomycota; Chytridiomycetes; Spizellomycetales; Spizellomycetaceae
Exons: 4
Coding region: 150-677 (175 amino acids)
Biological process (GO): phospholipid transport
Cellular component (GO): mitochondrial intermembrane space
Molecular function (GO): phosphatidic acid transfer activity
Source: RefSeq, a predicted model, not a curated record
UUCUGCAACAAGACAUUUCUUGCGAAUUCGAUAAGCUUCGGCACAUACCCCGCUUCAAAGAAAGGGGGGGCUACCUAGGGAUUCGGUUUCCCUUGCUUGCUCAAUUUGGAGUUCCCCCUACUCCCGCUUUACCCUAGUAAUCACUGAAUAUGGUCAAAUUCUUCUCACUCACUGGGACCUACCAGCACAGCUGGCCAACCGUGACCCAGGCAGUUUGGCAAAAAUACCCUAACCCGUUCGCUUCCCAUGUCUUGUCUUCCGAUGUGAUUGAUCGCACAGUGGACCCCGUAACAGGGGUCAUGACUACCACAAGGCUUUUUCUGAAAUCUGGUCAUAUGCCCAAGUGGGGACGUUCGCUUUUGAAUGUGCGAGAUGCCUUCAUCAUGGAACAGUCAAUCGUCGACCCGCGUUCCCGUCGCAUGAUCACCGUAACAAGGAAUCUGUCGCACACCAAGCUGAUGCUAGUGGAGGAAACUCAAACAUACAGCCAACACCCAGAGCAUGCAAACUGGACCGAAGUGCACACGGAUGUCCGCAUCAUCUCCAACACGGGCUGGGCACCUAUCAAAUCGAGAAUUGAAGGAUUUGGGGUAACAAAAUUCAAAGAUAACGCGAUCAGAAGCUCCAAGGGCCUGCUUCAUGUACUCGAACGGCUCACGCAGGGGGCCCGCUCAUAGCCAACUUUGUACAUUAUGAAGAAGGAUGGCGGUGAACUCCAAACUCCUUUCAAUGUUUUUCUUCUGUACCUGAAAUAUCAUUCUUCAUCUUGUAUAUUUGUCUUUGCGUUUCUUAUCUCUCCUUUGGCAAGAGCCGUUGGCCGUGGCCGUAAGUACAUCGAUUUUCAAGCAAAUCGCU